Messenger RNA from Condylura cristata (star-nosed mole), 936 nucleotides. Its product is annotated as olfactory receptor 10G9-like. The transcript has a single exon. The record is from RefSeq and is a predicted model, not a curated record. Gene Ontology annotation, biological process: G protein-coupled receptor signaling pathway. Gene Ontology annotation, cellular component: membrane. Bases 1 to 936 code for a protein of 311 amino acids. Gene Ontology annotation, molecular function: olfactory receptor activity; G protein-coupled receptor activity. Lineage: Eukaryota; Metazoa; Chordata; Mammalia; Eulipotyphla; Talpidae.
AUGACAAACGUGAGCCUGGUCACCACGUUCAUCCUCAUUGGCCUUCCCCGAGCACCUGCUCUGGACACUCCCCUCUUUGGAAUCUUCUUGGUGAUUUAUGUACUCACCGUGGUGGGGAACCUCCUCAUCCUGCUGGUGAUCAAACUGGAUUCCCGCCUCCACACUCCCAUGUACUACUUCCUGACCAACCUGUCCUUCAUUGACAUGUGGUUCUCCACCGUCACUGUACCCAAAAUGCUCAUGGCCUUUGUCUCCCCGGAAGGGGGGGCUAUCUCCUUCUAUGGCUGCGUGGCUCAGCUCUACUCCUUCCACUUCCUGGGCAGCACCGAGUGUUUCCUCUACACAGUCAUGUCCUAUGAUCGCUACCUCGCCAUCAGCUACCCGCUCAGAUACUCCACCUUGAUGAGCAGGAGAACAUGCGCCAUGCUGGCCGCUGGCACGUGGCUGUGUGGCUCUCUGCAUUCUGCUGUGCAGACCAUCCUGACAUUCCGCCUGCCCUACUGUGGGCCCAACCAGAUCCAACACUAUUUCUGCGACGCACCGCCCAUCCUCAAAUUGGCCUGCGCAGACACUUCAGUCAACGACAUGGUGAUCUUCGUCAACAUCGGGGUGGUGGCGUCCAGCUGUUUCUUCCUCAUUGUCCUGUCCUACGUGAACAUCGUCUAUGCCAUCCUGAAGAUCCGCACGUCUGAUGGGCGCCACAAAGCUUUUCAGACCUGUGCCUCCCACUGCAUUGUGGUGCUUUGUUUCUUUGUUCCCUGCGUUUUUAUUUACCUGAGACCUGGCUCCCGGGAUACUGUGGAUGGGAUCGUGGCAGUGUUCUACACUGUGCUGACACCCCUCCUCAACCCUGUGGUGUACACCCUGAGGAACAAGGAGGUGAAGAAGGCACUGCUCAAGCUGAGGAAUGAGUCCGUGUUCACUCAGAGAAAAUAA